Molecule: messenger RNA, 713 nt
Organism: Diabrotica virgifera virgifera (western corn rootworm)
Lineage: Eukaryota; Metazoa; Arthropoda; Insecta; Coleoptera; Chrysomelidae
Gene: mRpL14
Product: 39S ribosomal protein L14, mitochondrial
Exons: 2
Coding region: 192-653 (153 amino acids)
Biological process (GO): translation
Cellular component (GO): ribosome; mitochondrion
Molecular function (GO): structural constituent of ribosome
Source: RefSeq, a predicted model, not a curated record
UUACACUAAACUUUAAUAAUAUUAAUUAAUGAAUGCAGAAUAAUGAAUAAAGAAUUUACCAUUGUCGUUGGUGGUUAACAUUGCACUUUUGACUAUAAAUCUAUGCUUUUGACAUGGACAUGACAUGAGAAUGAGAGAAGAUCAAACUGUCAAAUCUCAAAACUUAACCUCACUAAAAUUCCUCAAUCAUAAUGUUAUCAACAAGUUUAAUAUUAAAAAAUACGAUUAAACCUAGAAUAGUUUCAUGUAAUUUUCAUGUAACAAGCCAAAAUAAUGAAAUUCAGAAAAUGACCCGGCUGCGAGUGGUAGACAAUAGUGAAAUUGGUAAGCAAGCCAUGGCUGAAGGAAAACCUCCAAAAUGUAUUCAUGUGUAUAACAAAACUGGAGUAGGAAGAAUAGGAGAUAGAGUAUUAGUUGCUAUAAAAGGUGAAAAGAAGAAGGGGAUCUUAGUGGGAUUGAAACAAAAUCAAAAAUCCAAAGUACCUAAAUUCGAUAGCAAUAAUCUAGUUCUAAUAGAUGACAAUGGCUCUCCAUUGGGAACUAGAAUACAUGCACCAAUACCAACAAUCCUUAGGACAAUUUUGAAAGAGAAAACACAUGCCAAAGGUGCUGAUUAUACAAAAUUGUUGGGAAUCGCUUCAAAAUUUACUUAGUAAUAACUGGUAAAUUAGAUUUUGUAUAAAUUAAAUAUAGGUGUAACAUAAAUUAUGAAA